Molecule: messenger RNA, 2999 nt
Organism: Didymodactylos carnosus
Lineage: Eukaryota; Metazoa; Rotifera; Eurotatoria; Philodinida; Philodinidae
Source: the annotation of a GenBank genome assembly
CUCCAUCUACUUCUCUUUCUGUACAUCCAAACAAUGAAUUGUAUUCGAGGUACACUAUAUUAUCUUUGCCAGUUUUAUAACAAUCUGUUACAUUUUUGUAUGUUUUCUCUAGUUUUUCAACUCACCCAUCUUCUUCAGACAUUCCAAAUAACAGUGAACAUUUUUCAGUACCUUUUUCUUAUUCUAUUCCAACAUUUGAUCAGUUAAAAACAUGCAUUGAAACAUUGUUAACAUACCAAAAACCUCCAACAUCGAAGAUAAAUAAUCAUAGUAUAAAAAAAGAGAAUAAAGUUGAUUUAAAAAUUUUAUUUUGUUUAAUGUGUGGUGCUAAUGAUGCGGAAAAUAUUUCAAUUCUUGUGGAAAAAAUUUUAGAACGAUUAAAAAUUAAUACGUGUUCAAAAGUUUAUUCUAAUUCAUUUGUGAUUGAAACAUUCCUGGGAAAAAUUAGACGGAAAAUUGAAUUUGUUUUCACUUCUUUUCAUAGUGUAUUUAGUGUAAAAUUAAAUAAAUUUGAUGGUUUUAUUCUCUUAUACAAUAGUGAUAGAUGUGCAGCAUCUAAUACAAUCAGAUAUGUGAUGAAAUAUAUAAGUGAUAAAUUGUACAAUAAAUCAGAUGAUGUGAUGAUAAAUAGUGAUCAUCUACCAGUAUCUCUACCGCCUCUAUUUUUAUUAAGUUGUUUAAAUGAUAACACAAAAUCCAAUGUGAUGUUGAUAAAUCAUAAAAUGAAUAAUGUAGAACAAUCACAACAACAGCAAAAAUAUUCAAUUCAAAAUGGAAUUUCUAAUAAGCACAAUGAUGAAGAAAAAAAUGAGCGAAAAGAUUUAAUACACUUUCAUGCAGAGACUGUACAUGAUUUUGUUGAAAAUCAUUUAUUAUCCUUUCUUUAUAAUUGUUGGGGUUCGAGACGCAGUGAUGAGAAUGAUAAUAUUGACAAUAAUACUAGCAGUGAUCAUUUAUUAGCUGGUGUCACAUCCUAUUUUGCACAACAGUCUUCUACGUACACAACGUCGACAACAAAUUUAAUGACAUGCAGUUUAGAAAGAAAUAUAAAUAAUCGAAUACGAAAACAUGAUCAUUUUCUUUCACCUUCAACAAUAUCAUCAUUAACAAAAUCAAAUGAACAUUCACCAUCUCAUACUGCAACAUUAACGCCAAGAAACAUGAAUAUUGCUGACACUGUUUUGUGUUAUCGUUCCUAUCCUCAUUUAUCAUCGAUAAAUCCUGACGAUAUGAUCUCCAUGAUAAAAGAUCCAUCGAAUUUUACUAUUGUACCUACGACACCUGUUGAUAAUGAUUUAUGUUCGCCAUUGACAUCUUCGACAACAUCAAUGUGUACACCACAACAUGUAAAAAAAUCCAAUAGUAUGAGAUUUCCUCAAUUACUUGAUCAUCCAAAAGACAAAAGUCAUUCGAGUACGAAUGGAUUAAUAUUAAAAAAAAAUGAAAAUUCUAAACAAGAAAUGAAAUUGGUUACAAAUGAUAGAAAUUUAGUUCACCGUGGUUCAGUUCAAGUAAAAGUUCCACUUGCCAUACCAGAAAUAAUUGAAUUUAAUGAUAAUCAUAUGUUGGAGUUAACUAUUGAACCAACAACAACAACAACAACGAAUGCAAAUGAUGAAGCAAUGACAACAUCUCUUACCGAUUCAUCAAUGGUGCAAAUGACACAUGCAAAUUAUUUUAUUUACUAUUAUGGUGAUAAUUCAGAAAAUAUUUUUAGUCAGAUACGCUUUAGGGCAAAUACCGAUUCGUCAAUUGAUAAUAGUUCGAGUGAUGAACGAAUCAAAGCAGCCACACUCACUUCUCCAUCGUUAUCUCAACAGUCUACAACAAAUUUACAACGAAAAUCAUCCGAUCGAAAAUCGAAACGUAUUCGAAAUGCUAAAAAAUCAGAUAAUGGCCUCGGUUCAAGUACCGAAAUCUAUAAAAAAACUGGUUCGGAUGAUGAGAUUGUCGAUGGUAAAAAACAAAAGAAAAAACGACGUCCAAGUUUUAAACGUCGAAAGAAAACUGGCUAUGAUACAACACAAACAGAUUCUGGAAUUGAUUCUCACUCGAAAGAUGCUCAUUUAGCGAAAACAGAAAUAACCAUUGUGUCAAAUGAAGAAGACAGUAGUGUGGGAGAUUAUGCAAAAGAUAGCAAAAAUACGUCAAUAGAAGAACUUGAAGAAAGACCAACGGCCAACUGGAUUAGACGGCAACUUCAACAUUUUGCACGAAGAGAUAAAAGUGAAUCAAAAAAUCGUUCAAGUGGCACAUCGUCAGCCACAACAAUAACCUUGAUAACUCCACCAUCUUAUGUACCUAGAUAUACAGCAACUGUUACUUCGACACCGAGUGGACAUGUGCCAUUGUCUUCACCAUCCGUAUUAACUGAUAGUAACAAACAUCAUUAUGCUGAACGUAUUCCAUUGUCAAAAUGUGUUUUAUCACCAGAAACAGAUGUACCACGAUUUAUUGAAAAUUGUAUAUCAUUUAUUGAAAAAUAUGGUCUCUCAUGUGAAGGAUUAUAUCGUGUAUCUGGCUAUAGAAAUCAAGUUGAUUUAGUUAUUAAAAGUUUAAUUGAUGAUCCCGGCUGUGAUUUACAUGUACUUGAAGUCCCAGCAAGUGCAGUUGCAACGGCUUUCAAAGAAAUGAUGAGACGAUUACAUGAACCCAUAUUAUCCUUAGAUUUAUUUAAUGAUUGUAAAAAUUUAACUAUUUCACAAUUACAAGAACAACAAUUUUUACCAUUGAAACAAGCUUUUAAACAUAUCACACAUGUGAAUUAUAUGACAACAAAAUUUAUUUUUAAACAUUUAAAUUUUGUAUCUCAGCAUGCUGAAUCAACUCAUAUGGAUUCAUCGAAUCUUUCGUUGAUGUGGUGGCCAAAUUUAUAUCAACCAAAAUUUACUGAUUUACCAAUGGCUGGUGAAACAUGUCAGAAAAUAAAACCACUCGUUCAAGCCAUUAUUGAAAAUUAUUCAAUUAUAUUUGAUGAUAAUAUCAAACAGCAUCAUUAA